UUCGGCGGCUGACUCAGCGCUUGGCAGACCCACCGCCGACGACGGCGCAAAACAACAACUGGAUGAGCUGGGGAGCCUUGUUGUCUCCUUGAUUUCUCCGUCCGCAUCUUUCCCUCCCUGCAAUCGUGCUGUAUGCUUUCUCUUGACCACAGGCGAUCCCUUCUUUUCUACCUCUAAUUCAGAACAGACGUCCGUCAUACCGUCCCGCGCACCGGAUCGAUUCAUCAAGCUGCAUCUGCCGAUUCUAUAAAUAGACGGAUUCUUCAAACCGCAGACAUGGAUUUCUCCAACAUCUUUCGGAUUGUGAACAUCGCCGUGGGCGUGAUCAUGGUUCUGGGCGGCAUCGCUCAGUUCUUCCCCCCGUCCAUGGGCUCCAUCAUCGUUGGUGCCUAUGUGAUUGUCUUCGGCCUUCUUGUUGGUGGCCUGGAAUUCCUGCCCACCGUCCCUGACUACGUGUACCGUUACGCUUCGUUCCUCUUCUCUUUCCUCGGCCGGGGCGCUUUCUACAUCUUUGUCGGAUCGAUCAUGCUGCACGGUCACGUCCUGCGCUACAUCGCCGGUUCGCUGGUCGGCUUCGUCGGUGUCGGCUACCUCGCUCUGGAAUUCGUUCCCUCGAUCGAGCCCCCUUCGAACAUGCGCGAGUCCGACCAGGGCUGGGGCGCUGAGCAGGUCUAAUCGACCUUUUGUGGAAAAUGAACCAGAACGCGGUGAUCUCUAACAAGAGAUUAAACCGCAUGACUUGAUCGUCGGCCCGAAAAGAAGAGAUGGUGAUAGGCAUGGUGGAGCGGUUUCCUUAACGCUAUCGAUGUACGACGUACGACAAGUGCGAUGAUACGAUAAUUCUUUUUCCUUCAUGGUGAUGUUUUGGACUUGGACUCCUGACGUGGCAUGAUCUUGACUUGGACUAGCAUUGUCAUCUCCGGAUGGACUUAUACCGAUAUCUAUUUUGUACUUUUGAUUGUCUGUAUCAAUAGUAGAUAAUUGCAUCUUCAUCCGUUUAUGGGUUGGUAUA
This is a messenger RNA of Aspergillus candidus, 1012 nucleotides long. RefSeq names its product TVP15 family protein. Gene Ontology annotation, biological process: vesicle-mediated transport. Gene Ontology annotation, cellular component: Golgi membrane. Bases 277 to 675 code for a protein of 132 amino acids. The transcript is spliced from 5 exons. The record is from RefSeq and is a predicted model, not a curated record. Lineage: Eukaryota; Fungi; Ascomycota; Eurotiomycetes; Eurotiales; Aspergillaceae.